This is a messenger RNA of Symbiodinium sp. CCMP2592, 1887 nucleotides long. Lineage: Eukaryota; Dinophyceae; Suessiales; Symbiodiniaceae. The record is from the annotation of a GenBank genome assembly.
AUGGAGUACGACUGCUGGGAAGGCGAGCAUAUUUUGGGGAAGUGGCCAUCAAGGUGCCGCAAGUUGGCCGGGAAGCUGGUUCUGACAGCCACAAGGCUGGUCCAUGUGCCGAACCUCCACGAGGAACAGAACGGAAGUCCGCUCGAGAUCCAGCUAACAGGAGCCAGGAGUGUAAAGCUCGAGAUCUCCAAGAAGCGUCCUGGUUUCGAUGAGGCCUUGGUGCGCCUGUCUAAUCUACCUACUCCGCCAGGAAAGCUGGUGAUUGAGUUUACCUGUCCCGACAACAAGUGGGCGCAUUUGAGCGAGCUUUCGGAAUGGAUGCGGGCCCGUGAGGAGGAAGCCAAACGUUUGGAGGACGAGCAGCGGCAAGAAGCAGAAACGCUCGGGGAGCAAUUGCGCUCCGUUUGGGCUUCUCCGGAUUUGCGCCAACAAUACCAGUACUUGGUGAAGCAAGCUGGGAUCCUCACUUCCUCAGAAUUCUUGAAGCAGCACUCGCAGGAGAUAUCGCUCCUGAAGCCAUUGCCAGAAGCCCCGGUGGUUGAUCUGGCCCCUUUGCGUGUUGUCGCUGCUGCACACAAGUCUGACCGGACGGUCAGCCAAGAAGACCGCGCGGCGAUUUUCAAAGAGCUUCCUGCACUGGGUCAGCUCCACUCUGCAACGGUACCUUCGAUGAUGACAGAAGGAGAAUUCUGGGAGCGCUGCCUUAAAAGUCGGUAUUACUUGUUCGCUGCUGGGAAGGAUGUGCCGGCUUCACAUCCUGAGGAUAGGUUGUUUGACUCGCUCACCAGCCCAGAGUCUUCCCAACCUCUGCCGUCUUUCGAAAACAUGCUGUCGCACCUGGAAGCGGAUUUGACGGGCGAGUUUGAAGCUGACAGGCCGCUGAAGAAGCGUCGGGCCACGGCUACUCUCAUCAGUCGGCUAAACGAGCGAAGCGCCGGUGCUACGGCAACAGGACCAGAGGCUGGAGACAGUGUGGACAGCAGAGACCUCCGACAAGCAGUGGAGAAGCGACGCUCUGAACUGCGGCAGGUAACAAAGACUUUUCAGGAGGAUCUUGGAGCGACAGCUUCACCAGCACCACAACCUCCACGGUUGCAAUUGAAGGAGGGGGCAGGCGCUCUUUCUGCAAGGUCAAACCUUCCUGAGAAAGACCGCACAGAUGUGACGGCUCGAGACAGCCAAGCAAUACCGACGACGUGGCCUUCCAAGCGCGGUGCGAUCGGUUCAGAAACUGGCACUCGUUGGGUUCUCAAACACUCGACUGACGAGCUCUUAGCCGCUGAGCGGUUGCUCCCGGGAAGCAGCAGUGGGGAUACCCAUGUGGUAACACCGGAGCCAGUGACCAGGGCAGUGACAUUGCUGCGCCAUUUUUGGUCGAGUCGUGUCACCGAGAAGGGCAUGCGGGCCAAGCUGGCAGGGGAAGCCCGGAAUGUGUUGAAUAUGUUGACGGCAAUCGGCACAGGGGCCGGGGUUGCAGGCCGGCACAAGGCUGCCAUGGCAAGGUCGAUCGUCCCAGCACUACAGGCAGCACUGGAUUUGCAUGCCUCGACUGUUGGAGCAGCGGGCUCUUCAAAAAUGGGUGCAGGGCAUUUUGUUAUUCUCAGUCAUGCUGAGGUCAUGUGGCCGUUUUGUUGGCUUUUUUGCCUUGGCCCUGUAUCAGCACUUUGCCUGUCGAGCUGCCCUACUAUCAGCGUUCUGAGCGGAGCCCAGUCGAGUGCCAAACAAAGCUCGUUCAAUGCGAGCAAGUUGAAAUACUGUCGAACCCCCGGACAAAUCCCGACAGAGUCAUACAUGGUCACGCACUCCGUGGCCGCCCCCCUGUGGUGUGGGGUGCGGGGUCUUCUUCCCACUGUGGGGUGCUUGUGGGGUUUAGUCAGUUUAGUUUAG